Messenger RNA from Closterium sp. NIES-67, 1291 nucleotides. Lineage: Eukaryota; Viridiplantae; Streptophyta; Zygnematophyceae; Desmidiales; Closteriaceae. The record is from the annotation of a GenBank genome assembly.
UUCUUGCGGUGCUUUCGCUCAGCUAGGAAAAGUUUUCAGAACCUUUUACAGCAGCUCCCUGUCUCGUGAACUAGACUUCGCUCGUUGAUUAGACCUCUCAAAGCCGAGCGACAAGUAAACAGGCGUUCACGGAUCCCCCCACCUCCGAGUUGUUCAGGCAUCCUUAAUUUGCCGGGGGUUUUCUUAGAGUUCUCAAAGCCCCUCCGAGUCGAUUGGCUUUAAGUUCGUGGUCGCGCGUCACCAUGAAACAGUCGCGCGCGACGCUCGCGCUCCUGGUUCUCGCAUCUUGUCUCGUCGGCUUCGCCGCGGCGCAGUCGUGCACGGGCGUGUGCACCGUUUCCGGCACCGCGCUCGUCAACACCGACUGCGUCAGCCAGUGCAACAACUGCGCAUGGGCCACGCCGUACGGCUGCGCCACUUACUUCCAGCCCGUUUGGAACUACAAUGCGUACCUAUCUGCAAGCUGCAGCUACUCGUGCUCGAGCGGCCUUGCCUGGUGGUCGUGGCUGCUCAUUAGCAUCGCAAUCCUCACUGUCUCUGUGGGGGUGGGGCUUGGCGUCUAUGUGUGCCUCCGCUCGGCACGCAGCUAAUUAAAGCCCCAUUCUCAUAAUUCUAGGAAGUGACCAAGUGUUAAAGCCCGACCGGCAGGUUGCAAGUCCUCUUUUCUCAAGAUGCUGCACCUUGAGGCCCUCCUAAUCGAGCAGCUGGCAUCAACCGGCCAAAUGCUCGCAAAGGAUAACAACUAGGCUGGGCUGGGGGUCUCUCGGAACGUGGCAGUGCAAACCUGCUGAGUUCUUUGAGGGAAAAGAUGGGAGGGGCUGGGUGGGGGUAGAAACCAGUAUUUGUAUUUUGCAGUGUGGGUGGGAAUCGCGCAACAGUAAUGUGAUUCGUAUUUUUUCUCACUGUACCGUAAGUGUCAAACAACAUCCGGUUUGUUUUUCCGAAACCGAAACAGCCAACCGGUUCUCGCUCUGCAAACUUGGCAGAGGUGGCGAGGUGGCUCUCUGCCAGAUUGUGAGCUGCAAAACAGGCCGCCCUGCCAAAUCUUCUGGGCCCUGCCCUGUGGGGCGCAGCUAUACGACUUUCUCUUCUUGCAAGCUCUCCAGAUCUCUAUCACGGCGUCCCAGUCUGGCUCGUAAUCUAACAAACUCAUGCACAUUAAAUCUCCUAGGCGAGAGUCAGGGUCCUAAAUGGUAGCAGACUUUUUUUCUCUGAUUGUCUGAUUUUCAUACUGGUUUUAGGGGUUUCUCUGAUUUUUCAGACAGGGGCUUAACUCUGAUUGGACUAGACA